AUGAUUGGUCAAUUACAGAAGAAGAAAAAAAGGAGACGAAAACUUACUAUUUUCAAACACUCUUGGUUGAUCGGUCACCGAUCAUCUAAUACUCCUAACCAAAAGAAAAAAAGGUUAAAAAAAGACAUUUGUAUAUUUACCGGUGGUUGUACUGAAAAGUUCGAACAGUCGAAUUUCAUCAUCCUUCUGACAAACCGAAUCAAUCCCUUUUUGUGA
Molecule: messenger RNA, 216 nt
Organism: Trichobilharzia regenti
Lineage: Eukaryota; Metazoa; Platyhelminthes; Trematoda; Strigeidida; Schistosomatidae
Source: the annotation of a GenBank genome assembly